AUGGAUACUCCAUAUCUAAAAUCUUAUUAUCGACGAGGUUCUACAUUUCUAACUUCUGAACAAAUAGAUACAAUUAGAACACUCAAGGGAAAGGUUCCAAAAUAUAGAAUAAUAAAAGAUUUCCAUAUUAAUGAGAAUCGGGUUAAUGACAUAUGGGAAAGUCAUGAACGCCAGCAACAAAUAAUACAAAAUACCAUUUCUACUGAAAUAUUUCUUGAUCAUUCUAAUCAGAUUAAAAGCGAGGUUUUAUUGCAAAGCAAUGGUUCUUCGAACCUACAUCUGGAAUCUACUACCCCUCUCGAUACAGAAACAAAAAAGAGAAGAUCCAAAUCUCGGACUAAAUCUGUAUUAUGUAAUAAGCUCCUCCGCUCUCACAUAUCCGAUUCAACACCUACUAAUAACCCUAUAGAAAAAAUAAGUAGUGAGGGGAAUCGGAGAUUCGAUGCUUUGCAUGAUCUGGACGCAUUAUAUGAAAAAGAAGCCAGAAGAGAUGAGAAAAAUAAAGCAAAUAUAACUCGCCUAUUAGCUACUACUUAG
Molecule: messenger RNA, 537 nt
Organism: Paraglomus brasilianum
Lineage: Eukaryota; Fungi; Glomeromycota; Glomeromycetes; Paraglomerales; Paraglomeraceae
Source: the annotation of a GenBank genome assembly